UGCUCUCCGUAGCUGAUAGAGAAGGUCCUAAGAAUCUUCCGCGGAACCGUGUGCUUGUACUAAGCGCAUUGUAAUUAGCUGGGGUCCUUUAGUGGUGGUUGAUCUCACCUAGCGCCAGAGCAGCCGAUUGAUAGUCUGUGAUCGAUUUCCUCGGGCGAGCCGUGGUAUAUUUACGAUCCCUCCUCAACAGUUGUCUCGGCGCCCUUUGCAAACGGAUUCCGCCCAAUUCCGUGAUAGACCGCAUGCUUGUGAUCCAGGCAACGCCCAACAAAAUCCCCCAGUGCUGUCAUCGUUGGGGCUCCACGCUAUUCGCUUUCACUCCGCAUGCCCCACUCUCUUUCGCUCUGCACGUCCCACCACACUUCUCCCCAUACGCAAACGUCAACUCCAUCUUCUCGCUCUCCAUUGCUUCAAGACCGUCUCGACAACCUCGAGUGACCGCAGGUCUCAAGCAAUAUGUCGUCCGCCUUGGACGAUGAGGACUUGUCCUUGUCGAUCUCGGCACCCAAUCCUCGCCGUACACCGACCGGCCCGCCAGCCGACCCUCGUCAUGGCCGGCAGGCGGUCCCCCAAGCGAUCCAAACCACGCGAACCGAUCCGGCGUCCAAGAAAGCCCAGCAGCGCAUGGGGGCGUACAAUAUCGUCAAGACUCUCGGAGAGGGUUCAUUUGGGAAGGUCAAGCUCGCCGUCCAUGCGGUCAGCGGACAGAAGGUCGCGCUCAAGAUCAUCGCCCGUCGAAAGCUGGUGACGCGCGAUAUGGCCGGCCGGAUCGAGAGAGAGAUCCAAUAUUUGCAAUUGCUCCGGCAUCCGCAUAUCAUCAAGCUCUACACUGUCGUGACUACGCCGUCGGACAUUGUCAUGGUGCUGGAAUACGCCGGGGGUGAGCUGUUCGAUUAUAUCGUGCAACAUGGCCGCAUGUCGGAAGAGAAGGCUCGGAGGUUUUUCCAACAGAUCAUAUGUGCGGUCGAAUACUGCCAUCGCCACAAAAUCGUCCAUCGAGACUUGAAGCCGGAGAACUUGCUGCUGGACGAGGACUUGAACGUCAAGAUCGCCGACUUCGGCCUCAGCAAUAUCAUGACGGACGGCAAUUUUUUGCGAACCAGCUGUGGCAGUCCCAAUUACGCUGCACCGGAGGUCAUCUCGGGAAAGCUGUAUGCCGGACCAGAAGUCGAUGUGUGGAGCUGCGGCGUCAUUCUCUAUGUCCUCUUGUGUGGUCGGCUCCCCUUCGACGAUGACUAUAUUCCCUCGCUCUUCAAGAAAAUUGCCCAAGGCACGUACUCGAUUCCCCCGUAUGUCACUCCCGGACCUCGACGCAUCAUCUCGAAAAUGUUGGCGGUGAACCCGGUUCACCGCAUCACCGUCCAGGAAAUUCGAAAGGAUCCGUGGUUCAAUACGGAUCUGUCCCCGUACUUGCAGAUUCCCCCGGAGGAGUUCUACAAUACCGGCGUGGACCCAAACAAGGCCAUCGACCCUCGCGCGCUGGCUUCGUCGAAGCAGGACGAGGCGGUACAGAAACUGCAUGACACGGUGGUUGGUAAGCUUGGGAAGACGAUGGGCUAUGGAAAAGACGACGUGCAAGAGGCGUUGGCAAAGGACGAACCUAGUGCGAUCAAAGAUGCCUAUCUCAUCGUGCGCGAGAACCAAAUCAUGAAGGAAAAUCCACUCGUCACCCGGGAAGCUUCACUUCAAGGCUUCGUGGCUCAGUCUCCUCCUCCCGCAAAUUCCCACCUUCCCCAAACCUCUUCAUUCUCUCAAGACUCAACUCGUAUGCCGCCCGUCAUGUCACGCGCCAAAGGCCUGGUCCCCGAUCGUGGACAACACAGAUCGUCCCCCGGCGCUCAACCAUCCCCCGAACCUCGUCUCCCACAGAGCAAAGUGUCCAUCCUCCCGAGCAGCCUUCCUGAAUUCCACCGAGCCUACAUGGCUGGCCUUCCCAAGCCCUCCGCGCGACUCGGAAGCCAAACAGAGCUGGAUGCGCCCCAGGACCAGCGCCUUCGCUCGUCGGAAGAACAGGCCGCCACCGCUGCGCGUCUCAAGCCGCAUUCCCGUGGUUCGCAGAUCAAUCUCGAAAAAACCACCAAGCCCGAUACGAUGACGCCGCUUCCCCCUUCGGCGAGCAAGAAGCCAAGACCUACCAAAUGGCAAUUCGGCAUCCGAUCCCGCAACGCUCCCGCCGAGGCCAUGUUGGCUAUCUUCAAGGCUCUCAAGGCCCUGGGCGCCGAAUGGGAGGUCCCCAAGUACCGCAAGCCAGGGCUGCAUAACUACCCCAACUAUCAAGGCCCCUCCGCAGCCGCGGACGACGCGGAUGACCUUCCCCAUUUCAGCGACGACGAUCCCGAUCCCGACGUCGAACCUCGCCACCGCCGUCCGUCCGUCUCUCACUCGCGGGGCCCGUCGACCACCGACAGCUCGCGGCUCCCCCGGUACGGUCCGCACAAUGACUUCGGCUAUCAAGUCCCCGAGGACAUGUGGGUCAUACAUGCGCGCUUCCGCAAGGGCGGCAUGUUCCCCCCGGGCGUCCUUCACCCCAGCUCCGCGCACUCUAGCCACGUCAACCUCACCGAUCUCGACUCCCAACGCCGCAAGUCGGUCGCCACCGACGACGGCCCCGCCGACGCGACCGCCACCCCGCCCACCCGCGCCGGCAGCGUCGCCACCUCCGUCCAACCCGACGAGAGCGUAUACGUCUUCAUGACCAUCCAGCUGUACAGCAUCGAGAAGGAGUUCUUCCUCGUCGACUUCAAGUGCGCUGGCUACGAACGCAUCGUUACCGAGGUCAUCUCCGAAGUCACCCGCCAGAAGGCCCACGCCGCCGGCCGUCCGGUGCGCGAAGGCGAUGCGGACUACGAGUUCGCGCGCGUCAACCCGGAGGGCGAGGAGGGCGAUGUCGGGGACCAUGAGCAGCUGUGGUAUCGGGAGCGGAGGGAGUUUGGUGCGGGCCGCGCGGACGGGGAGAAGAAGGCAACGAGCGCAUUUCCGUUCCUGGAUGUCGCCGGGGAGCUGAUCGCUCAGCUUGCGGAGGGUUAGAUACAUCAUUACGCACCAUGAUUGAACGAAGGUUUAUGCACCAGUCAUUUAGGACCUUCGACUGCGACGGUCGGGAAGACCAGCAUUAUGACUGAGAGGCUCCGAGGAAACGAACUCCGACGGUCGAGCUUCUAUUAUGGGAUACACACGGAAACAUGGAUAUAAUGGGAUAAAAUUCCGAUUAGCAUGAGUUAUGUAAAGUAUCAAUUAGCGAUAACGGAAUGAAAAGGUUC
Molecule: messenger RNA, 3260 nt
Organism: Eremomyces bilateralis CBS 781.70
Lineage: Eukaryota; Fungi; Ascomycota; Dothideomycetes; Eremomycetales; Eremomycetaceae
Product: Pkinase-domain-containing protein
Exons: 2
Coding region: 457-3027 (856 amino acids)
Biological process (GO): protein phosphorylation; intracellular signal transduction
Cellular component (GO): cytoplasm
Molecular function (GO): ATP binding; protein serine/threonine kinase activity
Source: RefSeq, a predicted model, not a curated record